Penicillium alfredii is the source of this 297-nucleotide messenger RNA. RefSeq lists its product as uncharacterized. Bases 1 to 297 code for a protein of 98 amino acids. The record is from RefSeq and is a predicted model, not a curated record. Lineage: Eukaryota; Fungi; Ascomycota; Eurotiomycetes; Eurotiales; Aspergillaceae. The transcript has 2 exons.
AUGAUGCAUAGCUGUGGCAAUCUAGACGGAGCACUUCUCGAGAAGAAAUGGAGCCACGAGAACGGUGUGGAGGGGAAUCGUCGACGCGUAGGGUUGACCGGCAAGGUUUGCUGGAAGCCCAACGAGGGUCAUUCUAACAAAGUCAGCACCAUGAGCUGCAUCGUUACUCCAGUGGGUCAAGUUGAGUGCGGUAAAAGUGUCAAGACCAUCUUCAAGUUGGGAUGCUCAUCGAAGAAGGGCGAUGUGGCAUCGAGUUGGACGGGAGGUCCUUCCCGGACCGUUCCCAACGAGGAUUGA